Phoenix dactylifera (date palm) is the source of this 710-nucleotide messenger RNA. RefSeq lists its product as uncharacterized. The record is from RefSeq and is a predicted model, not a curated record. Lineage: Eukaryota; Viridiplantae; Streptophyta; Magnoliopsida; Arecales; Arecaceae.
AAAAAAGAUUCCAUAUUAUUAUUUCUCGGCUUCUCUUCGCCUUCCCUUCCCGACCAAUUCUGGCCGGCGACGUUGACUCCUUGAGAAGAGAUCGAAUUCCUUCGACUCCUCUAACUCGCUAUCUAUUUCCAUUCUCUCUGAAGAUUAGAGUCAUCUCCCCUUGCCGAUUCCAUCGCCUCUCUCUCUCGAUCGCUGGGGUUCGGAUCGAAUCGGAGAAGGCAGGAAGGGAAAGAAGGGAAGGAUGAAUUGGAUCAGCCGCAAGAUCCAUCUAUACAACGUCACCAUGGGCCUCUACAUGCUCGAUUGGUGGGAGCGCUACCUUUUCAACAUAUUGAUCCUUAUUUUGCUCUGGUUCAUCUGCCACAAUGGAUCUCGUUUCGCAACCGAGUUCUAUCAAAGCCAUCUGAAGACUCGACCCUUGGCGGGUGGAAACUUUCCAAUAGGAGGGAGUGUACCAUCCUAAUCGAUGAUCAGAAUAUAAAAGAGCAGCAGUGAAGUGUCCCUGCAUGGUGAAUAAUUCGUUGCUUUGAAAUACAUUUUUUCUCUCCCUUUUUCCUGUUAAACAUCUAAGCCAUAAGCUUAUUUGUACAGUAGAUUGCGAUGGGAUGUUUGUAGCAGUAUUGUUGCAUUAAGUAUGGCUUUCCAUGUGGAAAUAUUUCCUCAAUACUAUGCACUGUCUUGUAUUCUAGUUUUUCUUUGCUUUUUUUCCC